This is a messenger RNA of Guillardia theta CCMP2712, 342 nucleotides long. RefSeq lists its product as hypothetical. The record is from RefSeq and is a predicted model, not a curated record. Bases 1 to 342 code for a protein of 113 amino acids. The transcript has a single exon. Lineage: Eukaryota; Cryptophyceae; Pyrenomonadales; Geminigeraceae.
AUGCGCACGAAAUUGACUUGCAAGAAAUCCCGUUCUUCCCCCCUCCCUCCCUCUCCUACCCCCAAGCUCCUCUUCGACCUCUUCUUCGGAUCCUCCCCGACCCCCUGCAUCGUCUCCGAUACCUCCAACCUCCUCCUCGACUUCACCGCCCUCCCCGACCCCUCCAGCGGGGGCGAGUGGGUGGACGACUUCGAGGGCCUGGGCUUCAUGCGUGCGCUGUCCUCGUGUACGGCAACGGGGCACUACAUCGAGGCGAGGACGGACGACGAAGACGAGCAGGGCGCGGGAGCGAUGGAUCGAGCUGAUCACAAGGCGAGGAGCCGACGAGGCGGGCAGGCAUGA